This is a messenger RNA of Trichoderma virens Gv29-8, 372 nucleotides long. RefSeq lists its product as uncharacterized. The transcript has a single exon. NCBI's taxonomy places the organism in Eukaryota, Fungi, Ascomycota, Sordariomycetes, Hypocreales, Hypocreaceae. Bases 1 to 372 code for a protein of 123 amino acids. The record is from RefSeq and is a predicted model, not a curated record.
AUGCAUCUACCUCUCAGGCUUUUAGUCGACAUCUUCAUAUUGGCUGUUGGUGCCGCCCUCAGCUAUACGCUUGGAGUAAAGAAUGGCCAGGUCGUCCACCAAGCAAUUUCUAUAGGCGCUGUCGUGUGCCUCAGGCUAUGGGAGCGACGAAAAAAGCGACGGAAAGGAAAGGGAGACGAGCGACACGAAGACCGCCGGCGGCGACGGCGGCUGCAGCGGGAGAAACAACCAGCUGAGCAGCGCGUUGGGGAGGAGAAACCGCGUUUUGAAGAGGAGAAACAACACGUGGAAGAUGAGACGGGGCGUGUUGAAGAGAAGCAUCAGCAUCAUGAGGGCCUGGAAGAGCGCAAGCAUGAUUUGCGAGAAAUUUAG